UGACGUCAAAUUCAAGAUGGAUGGAAUCACAGCGGCAGCGGCGGCUGUGGCGCGCGCGAGCCGAGUGUGAGCGGAAAGGGGCUCGGCGGCUGCCCCGGGGCUGAAGAGCGGUGAGUAACCGUCACGCCCCUCGGCCCCGGAGGACGUCGGGCCGCGGUGGGGGGCGACAGCGUUCCCGCAAAACGCGGCCUUUCCUGACGUAACUCUGAGAUGAGUGCCACGAUGGAGAGCCUGCUGCACUACAUCAACCCAGCGCAUGCCAUCUCUCUGCUCAGUGCCCUCAACGAGGAGCGCCUCAAGGGACAGCUGUGUGAUGUGCUCCUGAUUGUGGGGGACCAGAAGUUCCGAGCCCAUAAGAACGUCUUGGCUGCCAGCAGCGAGUACUUCCAGAGUUUGUUCACGAAUAAGGAAAACGAAUCGCAGACUGUCUUUCAGCUGGACUUCUGUGAGCCAGAUGCUUUCGAUAAUGUGCUGAACUACAUCUAUUCCUCCUCCCUGUUUGUGGAGAAGGGCAGCCUUGCUGCUGUGCAGGAGCUGGGCUAUAGCCUCGGCAUCUCCUUCUUGACCAACAUUGUUGCCAAAGCCCCACAGGCCCCCUUUCCGGCAUGUCCCAGCAGGAAGAGAGUGCCAGUGGAGGAUGAUGAGACCAGCUCUCAGAAGCGAAGCGUCAUCGUGUGUCAGAGCAGAAGCGAAGGGCAGGGGAAGGCCAGCGGGCCUGCUGCACCUGACCUCAGCCAUGCUGUCCGGCCCUCACAGAGCAUCACAGUCAAGACCAGCUCCAGCAAGCCACAGGUGGCCAAGCCAGCAGAGCUGCACCACAGCCUGUCCUUGCCUGAAAAGAGCUGGCCAAAAGACAGUGCUGCAGUGUAUGCAAAGGCCCUGGAGCAUCCUGUGGCUUUGGAUGAUCCUAGCAGGAGCAGUUUGGUAAAGAGAAAUGCAGCCCUGCCCUCAAAGCCUCCACAGGACAGAGAGGCCACAGAUGAUAAGCCAGGGCUGAGCAGCCAGCUUCCAAAGGGGAGAGCGAUAGAGCUCGCUCUCAAGAGACCACGGCCACCUGUUCUGUCCCUUCGUAGCUCGUCAGAGACUCCUUAUCUCUUAAAGGAAACUAGCAAAGGAAGUGGUCAAGGGGAGGACAGGAACUUGUUGUACUAUUCCAAGCUGGGCUUAGUGGUCCCGUCCAGUGGACCUGCUUCUGCAAAUCAGAGCAUUGACAGAAGUGGCCCGCUAGUGAAGAGUCUCCUCAGGCGGUCGCUGUCUGUGGACAGCCAGGUUCCUGUGUACUCCUCCUCCGUAGAUCUGAAGCCCUCCCAGGGAUCAUCCCCUGUGGCUAACGAUGCACCAGGAACUGUGUUCUGUGCAGUGUCUCAGAAGUCAGCCUUGAAAGAUGCUAGUGAGAAACCAGCCCUCGAUGACAGGGUUCCAGUGCUACAGCCACAUCGCCUCAGGUCCUUCAGCGCUUCUCAGUCCACAGACAGGGAGGAGCCCUCCCCUGUGACUGAGGUGUGCAUUAAGACAGAGCCCAGCAGCCCACUGUCAGACCCCUCUGACAUCAUUCGGGUCACCGUGGGAGAUGCAGCAGCGGCUACAAGAGACCUGCCUCUGAAGACGGAGGAGGACCAGAAGGACAUGAGCAGACUCCCCGCCAAGAGGAGGUUCCAGGCAGACAGAAGGUCACCCUUUAAGAAGGCAAGGGCGGAUGAGCACGGGCCUCCUGCCUCGGAGAACUGUGAGGUCACGAGUCCUCCCCCUGACAGCAACUUCCCAGAUUCUGACUUAAACAAAGAGGAAUUUGGUGAGUUGGAGGGGCCGAGACCAAACAAAAAAUUUAAAUGCAAACAUUGCCUUAAGAUCUUUAGAUCAACCGCGGGUCUUCACCGCCAUGUUAACAUGUACCAUAACCCAGAGAAGCCCUACGCUUGUGACAUCUGUCACAAGAGGUUCCAUACCAACUUCAAAGUGUGGACACAUUGUCAGACCCAACACGGCAUAGUGAAGAACCCAUCGCCAGCCUCUAGUUCCCAUGCAGUUUUGGAUGAGAAAUUCCAGAGAAAGCUGAUUGACAUAGUGAGAGAGAGGGAGAUUAAGAAGGCCCUGAUGAUUAAGCUGAGGCGCAGCAAGCCUGGCUUCCAGGGCCAGAGUAGCUCCCCAGCACAGCAAGUCAUCAAGAGGAACUUGCGCUCCCGAGCCAAAGGGGCCUACAUUUGUGCUUAUUGUGGAAAGGCGUACCGCUUUCUCUCUCAGUUUAAGCAGCACAUAAAAAUGCACCCAGGAGAGAGACCCCUCGGAGUAAAUAAAGUCGCUAAGCCAAAAGAGCGGGCUCCUCUGGCCAGCGCGGUAGAAAGCAAGGCGCUGUACCCGUGCCGCCUCUGUAAUGCUAAGCUCUCUUCUCUUCUAGAGCAAGGCAGCCACGAGCGCCUGUGCCGGAACGCCACCGUUUGCCCUUACUGCAGCCUCAGGUUCUUCUCCCCGGCGCUGAAGCGGGAGCACGAGGACAGCUGUGAGUACCGGAAGCUGACCUGCCUGGAGUGCAUGCGCACCUUCAAGUCCUCCUUCAGCAUCUGGCGGCACCAGGUCGAAGUGCACAACCAGAACAACAUGGCCCCGGCCGAGAACGUCUCCCUGCCCACCCUGGACCACAACGGCGAGGCUGCAGCCACGUCCAGGCCCCAGGCCCAGGUGGAGCCCAGUAAGAUCAACCACGUGGCCACGCCAAAGGAGGACACCGUGUGCAGCGACUCUUCGGAGCAAGUGAACUUCGAUUCUGAGGACUCCUGCCUGCCGGAAGACCUGAGCCUUUCAAAGCAGCUCAGGAUCCAUGUCAAAGAGGAGCCCGCGGAGGAGGCUGAGGAGGAGGCGCCCGAGGCCAGUGUGGCUUCCAAGGAGGCCGCCCCCAGCAAGGAGGCCGGCCUGUGGCCCUGCGAGAAAUGCGGGAAGAUGUUCACGGCGCACAAGCAGCUGGAGCGGCACCAGGAGCUGCUGUGCUCCGUGAAGCCCUUCAUCUGCCACGUGUGCCACAAAGCCUUCCGCACCAACUUCCGGCUCUGGAGUCACUUCCAGUCCCACAUGUCUCAGGCCACAGAGGAGCCUGCUCAGAAAGAGGCGGAGGCGGGUCCUGUGCCCACAAACUCCCCCUCCCCCCCUCCCCUGCCUCCACCACCACCCUUGCCCAAGAUCCAGCCCCUGGAGCCCGACAGCCCCACAGGCCUGCCUGAGAAUCCCACCCCGGCUCCAGACAAACUGUUCGCACCCCAGGAGUCAGACACCCUCUUCUACCAUGCCCCUCCCCUUUCUGCGAUCACAUUUAAAAGACAGUUUAUGUGCAAACUCUGCCAUAGGACAUUCAAGACCGCCUUCAGUCUCUGGAGUCACGAACAGACACACAAUUAAAGGACCCACUCUUCUAACGUUUCAAGAAACAGCAGGCCCACAGCCUGUGAACUGUGUCCUAAGACAGAAUAUUUUUUAAAAAAGAAUAAUAAAGGUUGGAAAUUUAUGCUUGAAUUUCAGUUUGAGUGAACCAGUACUGGCUAGGAGUGUCUCAGCUUCAGAAGCAGACUUUGAAGUGGUGCGGUUCAGCAGCUCAGCAGGGUGGGGUCUGGUUACCACUGAAACCGGAUUCAUGUUGACCAUUACAUGGUCCCAAGGUGUCAGUGUAAUCAUUUAGUCAAGGUUUUGUUUGUUUCUCCUGAGUUCUGUUAGUGGACUCUGUGGUCGAGUUCCUUUCUUCGAUUUUUUCACACACCUAAGUCCCAGCCAUGUUCUUAAGGCCAAAAAGGUAGGUGGAAGUGGGCAGCUUUCAGUGUUGUGCUAGAUCUUAGGGUACCUUAGCAAUAAGAAGAGAAACCUCAGCUUCAAUAAGUUAUCCUGACACUUGAUAAAGACAAAUAUUUGGUGUUUUGUGGUCAUAUAAAUCUUUUUUUAUGAAAAUUGUGAGAAUUUAAAUCAGCAAUAGCCACACGUAGAUUUUUCUAACAAGUUCUGGGUCACUUUGUGUUAUCAGUGAUGGCCACUGCUAAGGAAUGUGGAGGAGACAUGAGCGUGUGGUUUGGGGGAGAGCUCUCAGUAGCCAGGAGCUCUGUCCUAAUAGCCUCUGUGCUGCAGCGUGGUGUGUGGGCUGCACCACAGCAUGGCCUCCGACUGGCAUUUGAGAACUGUCAGUACUCAGUCUCCUCUGAUUUGGGUGUCCCGGCUCGAACAGCAUAGUGUGGUUGGGACAGACAGGGCUAAGUGCAGCAGCAGGGGUGGGAAGGCAGUGAGCUAGACCCCCUGCUGAAGGCCUCAGAGCUGCACCACAGCCUAGACCACCAUUCCUCCAGGGACUUGAGAACAGGGAGGAAGUGCCACCUGCAGCUUCCACGUGCCUCCCAGCAGCCGGACACCACAGUCUCUGCUUGUCUCUGAAGACAUCCCUGGGUGUGUUGGGAUUCGAGGUGGAGAGACUGGUGUGAGUAGAGUCACUGCCUGAUACUCAGAUGUGUGUUCAAGAGCAAGGAAGGGUCCAGACUUAAGUUUUGCUACUUAUUUUGGUGCAUAGGGUUUGGGCUCCUUUUCUCCCGUUUCUUGUAAAUUGUAAUUAAAGCCUUUCAGUAAGUGUGAUCCAAAGUUCAGUGGCAUAUAUUUCAAAAACUGAUUUCACUUGUGAGGGAAAGGGUUAUAGAGAUAUAAGGAAAAUGUUUCGGAACUCCAAAUUCCUCUUAAGCUGGCCAUGACAUGAUGAUUGAGUUUCCAGGUAUGCUAAAAUGUGGUAUUCCACGUUUCAAAAUCAGAACUGAUUGAGAAUCAUUUAAAUGAAUGCUCCAGCAGAAAUGCCUUCCUACCACUCUGAUGACCAACAUUCCACACCCACAGUAACAAAGGCAUUCUCUAUUGAAACAGCAUUUUUAUAAAAUACUAAUUGACUUUGUAUCUUACAGAAACUCUGAAAUUUAGCCUUUUAUCCUUUCACUUGAAAAAAAGUUGUCAAAAAAAUCCCUCAUUAUUUUAGCAUUUCCUAUUGUGUUUCUUCCAUUUGGCGGAGAAGGGAAUAAAGUUAGGUUGCAGUUCUUGGUGCUUGCCGUGCUGUUUUCUUGAACUAUGCAUUUAGAGAUGAACUGACAGCAGACACCCUCUAGAGUGAGGGACAUCAGGUUUGGUCUUGCUUAUGGAAUUCAUGCCGUGUGCAGGGUCGUGAGUGAGGUGUUCUUCCGCUGAACGCCUCGGAGCUUUAAGACAGUGUCCCUGAGUGCUCCCCUCCCUGGUGACUGGAGUAACAGGUAAUCCCAGAAGCCUGGCCUUGCACGUUAAGUGUCCCAGGACUUGAACCUUUAUGAUACAUUUUUGAAGAUUUAUAAAAUAACGUUGUUAAUCAGAAAAGAUAUUUUUGAUCUAAAUAUAGGCUCUGCAUAUCUGUUAGGUUUUAAGAAUUACCAGUGUUUUGUCUUGUUCACCUUUUUUGUCUAGGCAAGAAACAUAAGAUUUCAAAUAAAAUUUUGAACCAAAAACAUUUAUAAUGCAGCUCUGGCUUUUCUAUUGCGUUUUAUACUGUAUCUUAAAGGCGUCAGGCUGAAAGAGUUUAUUUUGGUGUCAAAAACUAAAUAUGCUUCCACUUACAUAACUAUUUUAAAUGUUAAAUAAUGAGAGACGUUACUCACUUUAUUCAGUAAACAGCUUUUAAAGAAUGUUUAUCUCAGCCAGCAGGCAAAUAUUUGGUGUUAAAUAAAUUGAUCUUUCACUGUUGCAAAUCUUUAGAUAGUAAAAAUAUUCUUGUAAAUGUUUUUCUGAUUGUAAUUAAGUUUUGCAAGUGUAGAAAGCUCAUUAUUUCUUGUAAGUAUUUAAGAUGCCUGCUUUUUUAUGGAGUUGUGGAAAGAAUGUAAAAUGUUUUAAUAUAUUCUUUGUUAAUCUGA
This is a messenger RNA of Nannospalax galili (Upper Galilee mountains blind mole rat), 5882 nucleotides long. RefSeq names its product zinc finger and BTB domain containing 21 (gene Zbtb21). Gene Ontology annotation, molecular function: DNA-binding transcription factor activity, RNA polymerase II-specific; protein binding; RNA polymerase II cis-regulatory region sequence-specific DNA binding. Gene Ontology annotation, cellular component: nucleus. Gene Ontology annotation, biological process: negative regulation of DNA-templated transcription; regulation of transcription by RNA polymerase II. Lineage: Eukaryota; Metazoa; Chordata; Mammalia; Rodentia; Spalacidae. Bases 211 to 3387 code for a protein of 1058 amino acids. The record is from RefSeq and is a predicted model, not a curated record. The transcript is spliced from 2 exons.